Geodia barretti is the source of this 3797-nucleotide messenger RNA. The record is from the annotation of a GenBank genome assembly. NCBI's taxonomy places the organism in Eukaryota, Metazoa, Porifera, Demospongiae, Tetractinellida, Geodiidae.
CCUGGAGUAUAUGUACUAUGGCGUUCACAUGACUGUGUACUACAGUUGUACAUAACAUAGUUGUAGUACAGCUUACUGCAUACGUUGCCUUAUGUACACUAAUGUAUGUAUCUAUGUAUAUACAUGUCUCUGUGUAUAUACAUCUGUGUUGUCCGUGUUUUGAGGUGUACACUUUAUUCUGAGUUGCUAACUUGCAUGCUCAGAUGUAGCCCCCAUGGCCUUGUAACCCAAUGCGGGAGGGAAAGAGAGAGAGGAGGGGAAAGAGGGUUUGAAUGAGUCUGGACAGUAAGGCAGCCGCCGGUGUACCCUACUCAUCUGCCAAGCCAAUGUUGGCCCUAGUGCAGCUGUGGGGAUAUAUAUGGUAGCCUCAGACCCUCCUGGGCUGAUGACCAUAUGUAGCAAGGGCAGGAGCACUGGCUGCAGUACCUCUAGUAUUACGGUGACCUUGUAAAGGAACUUACAUACAUGCUGGCAUAGGACAGCGUCCUUUGACUGGGUAACUUUUGGCACUGUUUAUGUCCCGCACCAAGGAACCAAUGGUGCUAACAGACCAAUUUAGGCAUUCACGGCAACCUUGUUAGCCUCGGACCUGAGUGACACUUGACUAUUUGCAUAAAAAAAGAGAUUUGCUGCCUCCAGUGUGCGGUUUACAGCGCUGUGGAUUUAAAUCUUUCGCACUCUCUCUUUCUCCCUGUCUCCUUGUGUUUGCCCAUGCCAAAAGAUAAUUAAGUAAGUGUUAUUCAAAUAACAGCUCUAUUUGGUUGUAUAGUACGAUAUCUAUUACACACGCAGUACAAUGUUAGUGUAUGUUUGUAUGCAGUACACUUUAUUAUGUGCAGGCAAAUGCUGUAUAUUAGCGGCUAGCCCUGCGCCUUGCUGUUAGUUUGCCCUCCUGCUCCAUGCAAAAACUAAAUCAUCUAAGAGUUAGGGUAGCUCAAGAUGCUCUUUCAAUCCCAGUUGUGAUAGCUCAGCAGUACAGUAUAAUGAAUCCCACUGCUAAAGGCCCCUCUAUUGUCUCUGGAAGUUGAGCUAUGUGGUCAUGUGAUACAAUCCUCAUUGUCUCUAGCUCUUCAUAUAUAUAUAUAUAGCAACUGUAUCUUCUGUCACACUUCAGUGCUGCUUUGUAGAUUCCAGUGUACAUUUCUACAGUCAGUCAGUGUGUGUGUGUGUGUGUGUGUGUGUGCUGUAACUCUAUCGAUUUCGAGAGUUCGAAGUAUUUCGCACUAGCAAUCGGUUGCACUUUCGGUGCACUAUAGCACAGAGUCUUGUUCAAAGUAGUGUAGCCGUAGCUAGUGUUUGAUCUGAGAGAGAGGCAGAAAACCAGUGCUUUCAUACGUCAGAGUAAAAAAAUAAAACAGAGUUAGAGCGCAGUGAGUGAGAAAAAGGGAUGCAAUGUCUCUGAACGAGCUAAAGGAAUUCUCGACAAAGGUUUACUCUCGAGGGAGAAGGCUGAGCCAUGGUUUGACCUCAGAUAUUGUCAAGACAAUGACUAAAAAGAAAGACAAAAAGUCUUCAAAAUCCACCAAGGACAAGACAAGGAACCUCCCUGGUCAGGACAUCAGCGGUCCCAAGGGAGGUACUGAUGGACUGUAUAUAAAGUUGGUGCAGCAUCAGAGGAGUAUCGGUGUUCAUAUGCAGAUGAUCAAUUCUGCAGUAAACAACGGGACAACCUUCAACCUCUCCCAGGUGACCACAGUCCUCCUCAUCCAGAUUGACAGCGCCAUCACCACCACACAUCACUUCCUCACUUCUGAGGUCCUAGAGAAAUUUGACGGGGUGAAGACCAGGAUGGACGUGUGUGAGAGGAUCCUCUACGUCAACGUGGCAAAGGUGGUCAAGUGGGCCGACUUUGACUCCAGAUCUCCUCCAAUGAGCUCCACGGCCAGCGGGAAACUGGUCCGGAACUGGAUCCAGGAGUUCGAAACUGCCCUCGGGGAACUGGUAAAGUUGGUGGAAGACACUCAAAUGCAGCUGUCUGGAUCUUCCGGAACUUUCUCUGACACUGUCCAGAGACAGAGGAGGUCAUCGCUGGGUUCGUCCAACUCGACAGGUGCGCUGGGUCCCCUGGAACCGGCCUCCCUCCCCCAGAUCUCCACCCUCAAGGUGGAGGGAGGAGGGAGAGACCGGAAGAUCAGUCUGCCCAUCGUCUCCACGCAGCCCAUUGCAAGGGGACUCCCGGCUGGUAUGGGGAAGCCCCCGACGGGACGAGAAUCCCUCGGCUCCAUGUUGUCUGAGAGCAGCACGUCUGACGAGGAGAAGAGACGAUCGGGCUCAACAGACCGAGUCUCCCCAGACAGACACGACCUCACCAUGAGUGGUGAGUGGAACGGUAGGAACCGGAGUCAGACUGAUACCUUCGCCGCCCCUCCCAUCCCGAUCCCCGCCCCCCGACACCCUCACCCCAUCACCUCCCCCUCCCACACCCUCACCGCACCCCCCGCGGGGGCACUCACCGACAUGGACAGGUCCCUCCUGCCACCUCUGCCUGGGGAGCCUCAUGCCACUGGCUGGAGAACGGCUGCUGGCUAUCCCCAUGACAGGAGAGGACACACCAUGCCUCGAGGAGCGUCAGAGAGUCCAAAGGUGAACGGUCGCUGGUCCCCUGAGCCGAGACUCCCCGGCCAUCACGGCUCGGCUCUGGGUCACGGUGACGACAUGCCUCCUCCACUGCCUGUCAAACAGAAGAAGAGAGUGAACCAACAGGUCAACGGCCAACCUCCAAGGCCUCCUAUAAGGAGAGAAAACUAUGACGAUGUACCUCCUCCGCUGCCAAUGAAACAAAGGAAAGGAGUUGGCACCACCUCUCCUCCGACCUCCACCCCUGGACCCAGCCCGUCGCACUCUAGCAGCAGUGAGGGGGACCGACCUCCGAUGGUACCAGUCAGACUGGAUUCCAUCAUCCCACGUGGAGCCCUGCACAACGAGGCCGCGCCCCCCAAACCUCCUCGCUCUGACCGACCUGCUUCCAUGGACCAACUGCCACAGCCCACCAGUAACGAAGUGGUAUCCGCCAUUCGUGCCGUGAGGAGAUACAACGAGGACCUGAUGAAGGGGCAAGCAGAAACGGGGGGAGAGGAAAAAGCGCCACCCAUCCCCCUGAAGAAGAAAACUGUCAUGUUGUACAAGGAGAUAGUGAAGGGUUACCAUUUCGACGACACGCUGAUGCAGCCUCUCUACAUCCCCAUGGCCGAGUGUGGGCCACCUGCCCUGCCUCCAAAGAAGAGAAAGAGUCGAAGACAGGUGCCGUCUGUGCGGCGCAGGAGGGACGUUAGCAGCACUCGGGAGUCAGUCGACCAAAAGGAGCUCAGCGAUGACCAGCGGUCGUUCUGUGGCCUCAGCGUGUGGGACCUGGCGGAUGACUACAGAUGCUCGGAGGACAUCAACUAACUGGAUCUGCUAGAGGGUAGUUUUAGUUAGUUUAUGUUACUGUAGUGGUUCUCAGGAUGGCGGAUACAUACACUCAGAGGAGUCUCCAUGAUGCUCUAUCGCAUAUGCUGCCUCCACCACUAGUGCCGCUCAAGCAGUUCACUGAAGCCUUCUACUGACCUACUACACAUUCAUCACUCCCGAGAAUCUUCUCUAAACUUAUCUCUCGGUUGUAACCUUUCUACAAGCAGGGAAAAACAAGCCGGUUGGUGGGACAGCCACCAUCAGUUUGUUGGUCCGUUUCUCAACAAUCUCAAUCAACCUCGGUCCAAGAGGCCGAGGUCGAGUGAGACUGCCUUUGAAAUGGUCCACCAGAUGCUCUCGGACGGAAACCUCAAAGUUUGCACAGCUCUGCUCCGGUAAUGCCCUAG